UUCGAAGGCUGGUCUGUGCUCAGUGUUUUCCUGGUGAUGCAAGUCGGCUCUCUCCUCCAGCAGUUGGAUCCCUCCCAUCUCGCAGCACCUCACAGGUCUCUUCCCCGAGCAGUGCGUUGCUGGAGCGAGGAGCCUCUCACGAAUCAGCUGCAGGUCCCUGUUUUGAAAAGCAGAGAUACAGAGGCAAAAGAAAAGGGUGGACUCCUAUGUGACCUGGUCUCAGAGCAAGACAAUCACCAGCUGAAUUCCAGAAGCCCUGUUCAUGUUUGGGGAGAUUUUUUCGACUGCAUGGAAUCAGAAAGAAGCCAAAGGAUGGGAAAUGCUUGCAUCCCCCUGAAAAGAAUUGCUUAUUUCUUAUGUCUCUUAUCUGCGCUUUUGCUGACUGAGGGGAAGAAACCAGCGAAGCCAAAAUGCCCUGCCGUGUGUACUUGUACCAAAGAUAAUGCUUUAUGUGAGAAUGCCAGAGCCAUUCCACGCACCGUUCCUCCUGAUGUUAUCUCAUUAUCCUUUGUGAGAUCUGGUUUUACUGAAAUCUCAGAAGGGAGUUUUUUAUUCACACCAUCGCUGCAGCUCUUGUUAUUCACAUCGAACUCCUUUGAUGUGAUCAGUGAUGAUGCUUUUAUUGGUCUUCCACAUUUAGAGUAUUUAUUCAUAGAAAACAACAACAUCAAGUCCAUUUCAAAACAUACUUUCCGGGGACUAAAGUCUUUAAUUCACCUGAGCCUUGCAAACAACAAUCUCCAGACGCUCCCAAAAGAUAUUUUCAAAGGCCUGGAUUCUUUAACAAAUGUGGACCUGAGAGGGAAUUCAUUUAAUUGUGACUGUAAACUGAAGUGGCUGGUGGAGUGGCUAGGCCAUACCAAUGCAACAGUUGAAGACAUCUACUGUGAAGGCCCCCCAGAGUACAAGAAGCGCAAAAUCAAUAGUCUCUCCUCCAAGGACUUUGAUUGUAUCAUUACAGAAUUUGCAAAGUCUCAAGACCUGCCUUAUCAAUCACUGUCCAUAGAUACUUUUUCUUAUAUGAACGAUGAGUAUGUAGUCAUUGCUCAGCCUUUUACUGGAAAAUGCAUUUUCCUUGAAUGGGACCAUGUAGAAAAGACCUUCCGGAAUUAUGACAACAUUACAGGCACGUCCACUGUAGUAUGCAAGCCUAUAGUCAUUGAAACUCAGCUCUAUGUUAUUGUGGCCCAGCUGUUUGGCGGCUCUCACAUCUAUAAGCGAGACAGUUUUGCAAAUAAAUUCAUAAAAAUCCAGGAUAUCGAAAUUCUCAAAAUCCGAAAACCCAAUGACAUCGAAACAUUCAAGAUUGAAAACAACUGGUACUUUGUUGUUGCUGACAGUUCAAAAGCUGGUUUCACUACCAUUUACAAAUGGAAUGGAAAUGGAUUCUACUCUCAUCAAUCCUUACACGCAUGGUACAGGGACACUGAUGUGGAAUAUUUAGAAAUAGCCAGACCACCACAGGCACUCAGAAUGCCUCAUUUAAUCCUGUCCAGUAGUUCCCAGCGCCCUGUAAUUUAUCAAUGGAACAAAGCCACACAACUAUUCAUUAACCAGACUGACAUACCUAACAUGGAAGAUGUAUAUGCCGUAAAGCACUUCUCAGUGAAAGGUGAAGUGUACAUUUGCUUGACGAGAUUCAUUGGUGAUUCCAAAGUAAUGAAAUGGGCAGGCUCCUCCUUUCAGGAUAUUCAGAGGAUGCCAUCACGAGGAUCUAUGGUGUUCCAGCCUCUUCAGAUAAAUAACUAUCAAUAUGCAAUUCUUGGAAGUGAUUAUUCUUUUACUCAAGUAUAUAACUGGGAUGCAGAGAAAGCCAAAUUUGUGAAAUUUCAGGAAUUAAAUGUUCAGGCACCAAGAUCAUUCACACAUGUGUCCAUUAAUAAACGUAAUUUUCUUUUUGCUUCCAGUUUUAAGGGAAAUACACAGAUUUACAAACAUGUCAUAGUUGACUUAAGCGCAUGACACACAAAUUCUGUGGCUGCCACCAGAAACUUUCUAUAGUACAUGGUCCGGAUGAACUCAAUGCAUGAUGACUUCUUAUCACACUUGCAAAUGAAUGCCUUUCAAACAUUGAGACUGCUAGAACCCAGCACUAUCAGUAUCUCCAUCCUUAACUGUCCAGUCCAGUGGCGUGGGAAGUUACCUUUUAUAAGAGAAAAUUGAAUUGUGUAACUGUUCUUUGCAGUGAAGAUGUGUAAAUAAGCAGUUAAUGGUAUCUGUUACUCUAAAAAAGAAAUAUUAAUAUGUACUUUUCCAUUUAUU
Artibeus jamaicensis (Jamaican fruit-eating bat) is the source of this 2262-nucleotide messenger RNA. It is a transcript of the gene LGI1, whose product is annotated as leucine rich glioma inactivated 1. The transcript has 8 exons. Gene Ontology annotation, molecular function: protein binding. Bases 37 to 1962 code for a protein of 641 amino acids. Lineage: Eukaryota; Metazoa; Chordata; Mammalia; Chiroptera; Phyllostomidae. The record is from RefSeq and is a predicted model, not a curated record.